AUGGCAUAUGAGGAUAUGACUGGGUCUAUGUCAGCCCGGUCUCGUCGGAGAAAGCAGCCUCCCACCCUCCCCAACUUGUCUCGGGGGACCAGCUCCCACAGCUCCGGCCGUAAGCAAUCUAGUCCUGGAACACGGCCUCCUCUGGAUCCUUCCAUGAUCUCACCUCCAUGCUUGAUCAACCCCGUCACCAUGGAGCCUCACAUGACACACUUCGACCACCCUCUCUUUAUUCCCGCCAAUGACUGCCCCAGUCCUGUUCCCAGCCCGGUAGCAAGCUCUCCACCUAUCUCCCGCCAAUGGACAGCAACAUCCAUGGAGCGGCCAUCGACUUCGACCAUGGACCCUUACUGCGAGCAGUCCGUCUGGGAGUCAGACUCAGACAGCGAGUCUGUUGGCCGGAAGUCAAUCUCCCGCAGGCCAAUUGACACUCUUCGCAAGGUCCGCAGCCGUGCGAAGCUCCGUGGUGCCAAGUCGCAGCCUCGUCUUCACCAGGCCAUGCUUGAUGACCAGGCAAUGGAACAGUUCCCCUGCAUGCCAGAUGAUAUCCUCGGGGAACACGUUACAGACACUUUCCGCACUGCUAGCAUGGACCGACCUAGCACGAGCCGUGAUGGCCUUCGUCCAUCUGGACUGGCAACUCUGCGCUUAGUUGCUCCCUCUACAACCUCUCUCGCCAAGUCCCGCCCCCGUAAGGACAGCAGCAUCAACAGCUCGGACGUAGAUCGUUCCGCUGCCGCUGCUUUCCAAGCUCAGUUCCGUCGCCGUCAGCGCUCUGAUACACCAGAGUGCUCCAUCUCUUCCCUCGGCAAGGACGACAAGGAGAAGUUGACAUCAUUCUGCUUUGAGCAGCACCCUCAACCCGCGAUCAAUGACGGUGCCCAGUCCCGUCCACUCUUGCAGCGAUUCAUGGACUCCCUCCGCUCUUUGAACUGCCACAAGACCACGAAAAAGACAAAUGUCUCUGUCAUAUAA
This is a messenger RNA of Penicillium canescens, 972 nucleotides long. RefSeq lists its product as uncharacterized. Bases 1 to 972 code for a protein of 323 amino acids. The transcript has a single exon. NCBI's taxonomy places the organism in Eukaryota, Fungi, Ascomycota, Eurotiomycetes, Eurotiales, Aspergillaceae. The record is from RefSeq and is a predicted model, not a curated record.